GUCACUCCACAGUCCUACUUUAUACACCUUUACAUGAUGUUUUCUUAGACAAUGAAGACCACAAUACCACUAACACUUCUGAACAUCAAUAUUUAGACUGCAAAGACACUUUUAGUCGAACUGGAAUACGUUUUUUAUUAUCGGGAAAAGUAAGAAGACUCCGGACUAAACGGAUGAUGGGAGUCUGAUAUCGCCUUUCGAUUCUCAAGGACUUUUUUUGGGGGGGGGGGGGGGGAUAUAAAAUGAAGAUUUUCAGGUGAGGUGAGCAGCACGGAUAAUACAAAACGCGUAAAUGAUAUGUAUCUCUAAGCUCAGUGGUGCUCAUCCCAUAGCCUGGAGAUGUUAGCUGUCCAACACUACAACAGUUCAGCCCUGGAUGUGAAUGAAGGGUUCAGCAAUCAGACCCAGCAGGUGCCUGGAGUGGCACCGGUGUGCUGCAGGGAAAACCUGAACAUCACAACCGACCCCACGGCAGCGGGCCUGUCCAUGACCCUGGGCAUCGUGUCCAACAUCGUAGCACUGAUCAUCCUGGUUAAAGCGUACGCUCGUCUGCGGAAGCGCUCCAAAGCAACAUUCCUGCUGUUCGCCAGCUCUCUGGUGGCUACGGACCUUGCCGGUCAUGUUAUUCCAGGUGCCCUGGUUCUGCAUCUCUACAUGUCUGGCACCGCUGGAGGACUUUGUUACCAACCCGAUGCCACCUGCCAUUUCCUGGGCGGCAGCAUGGUGUUCUUCGGCCUGUGCCCGCUGUUUCUGGGGUGCGUUAUGGCGGCGGAGCGGUGCAUGGGUGUGACGCAGCCUCUCCUGCACGCCCGCGUAAUUUGCAUGGCCCACACCAAGAUGGUGCUGGUGAUGAUAUGGAUGUUGGCUUUAUCUGUAGCGCUGCUGCCCUUCUUUCGCCUGGGAACAUACACCUACCAGUUCCCGUGGACCUGGUGCUUCAUAAACGUGUUAGACAAUACCAGCAUCACAGACGUGAUAUUUGUGCUGCUGUUUUCUGGACUGGGACUGGCCGCGCUGGCCGUGGCACUGGUCUGCAACACCAUCAGCGGGGUGACACUGGUGAACGCCCGUCUGCGCAGGAAGAAGUGCCACCGCAGAUCGGCUAAAUCACAUGACAUUGAGAUGGUGGCACAGCUGGUGGGCAUUAUGGUCACUUCUUGCAUCUGCUGGAGCCCUCUGCUGAUCUUCGGUCUGAUGUCAGUCAUCCGCUCGUAUAGCUGGGGGAUGAUGGGGGAUGAUCUGAAAAACUACAGGACUUUAAUGGUAAUGGGAGUGCGUAUGGCCUCCUGGAACCAGAUUCUGGACCCCUGGGUCUAUAUCCUUCUACGCCGGGCCGUCCUCAGAAAGAUCUACCGCAUAACCACCGGCCGCAGUAACCGAAUAGGAAGCACAUUCCGGCGGUGGGAGAUCAGCUCCUUCCAGAACUCGGUGAAAAGCACAAUUAAUCGGAACUGAUGGAGGGAUUCCAGAGUAUGAGUUCUACCACAUGGAAGAGACUUGGAAAAGGUGAAAAAAUAGGCUGUUAUUAACCAAAAUCGUUGCAGUGCAGCAUUACUGAAGACAGAUCUAAGUUCCUAUUGCUUAAAGGGUGGAUGAAGAAGCAGCACAUUGGAAGUUGUAAUGCAAGCGAUGCUCUAGAACCGCAGAAACUUCAAUAAGCAUUAUGAUUGAGCACAGCGGGGUUCUGGAAGUAAAAAUCCCAUUCAUUUUCUCCAUAAAGAAAUGGACUUUAACAA
Messenger RNA from Sinocyclocheilus grahami, 1736 nucleotides. Its product is annotated as prostaglandin E2 receptor EP1 subtype-like. The transcript has 3 exons. The record is from RefSeq and is a predicted model, not a curated record. Gene Ontology annotation, molecular function: thromboxane receptor activity; prostaglandin E receptor activity. Gene Ontology annotation, cellular component: plasma membrane. Gene Ontology annotation, biological process: adenylate cyclase-activating G protein-coupled receptor signaling pathway; positive regulation of cytosolic calcium ion concentration; inflammatory response. Lineage: Eukaryota; Metazoa; Chordata; Actinopteri; Cypriniformes; Cyprinidae. The coding region runs from base 340 to 1455 and encodes 371 amino acids.